UCUGGAUGCCGUCUCCACCGUCUUGAUGUCCCUCCCGAAGCUCAAGACCCUACGACUGCACGGCAACCCCGUCACCAGCAACACCAAAUGCUGGAUGGCUGUAGUAGAGGCGGCCUCCUCCCUUGAGGAGCUGGACGGCCGAGCUAUCUCCGAUUACAGCAGAAUGUGUCUACAGAAGAGGAAGGUGCUCCUCAACAGCUCCUCGAAGGUCACCACCGCUGACAAAACGACAGGGAAAUCGUUCAACUCGGAGUGUCUGAAGUUGCCGACAAGUCAACCGCCAAACGAACACGUAUUUUUCACCGGUGAAGAUCGUAGCCGACAUUGUCGCCCUAUCGGAGCAAAAGAAAUAAUCUCAUGCAAAUCUCUAAUUAAAAAAUAUCAAAAUUAACUCUGCAAUACUUGCAAAUAGCGUAUCGCCGUAUUAUUGGUUCAGCUCACGUUGAACUAUAAAUGUUUAUAUUCCUAAGUGGAAGGAGAAAUAUUGACGUUGAAAAUUUACUUGGGAUCAUUAUCUACCCCAUCGAAAAAAGGCUUUGACAUAAAUGUGGCAAGCUACCAGUGAAUUUGCCUACUUCUUUGUCAAUCAUAACCAUAUGUGCUGACGCUUAUAUAAAAAAUUCAUCAUGUGUACUUUCUCGUCAAUGGAGGAUUAUAUUCAAAGAUACAGGCAUGAGUCAUGGACUUGUUAUUUCAAACAUUUUCUGCCGUCAUCAAAGGCAUCAGCAGAAGGCUGGUCAACUUAUUGCUUUAAAAUAUUAAAAAUACCCUUAAAAAGGAUCUCCCUGCAUCUAAUAUUCAAGAAAAAACUCGCAAUAAGGUAAUCAUCUUUUUGCAAUUUCUGAUGAUAAAAUGGAAUUUACAAAAUGUAAAAUGGAAUAUUACAGCCGUUUAUAUUGUUUAGAAGCAUCAUAUAAUACAAAA
Messenger RNA from Hyalella azteca, 924 nucleotides. RefSeq lists its product as uncharacterized. The record is from RefSeq and is a predicted model, not a curated record. NCBI's taxonomy places the organism in Eukaryota, Metazoa, Arthropoda, Malacostraca, Amphipoda, Hyalellidae. The transcript is spliced from 3 exons. The coding region runs from base 26 to 391 and encodes 121 amino acids.